Molecule: messenger RNA, 468 nt
Organism: Parascedosporium putredinis
Lineage: Eukaryota; Fungi; Ascomycota; Sordariomycetes; Microascales; Microascaceae
Source: the annotation of a GenBank genome assembly
AUGGGCUGGCUCGCCCAAGCCCUUACCCCCUCCACCUCCCGCAACUUCACCCCGGGCUCCGAAGCCCUCGCACACUCCCUCCGACCCUCCGACAUGUCCUGCCGCCAGGCCUUUGAUCAGGCCUACGCCUGCCAAUCCAUCGGCGGCCAGUGGAACGCCAUCUACCGCGAGGGCUCCGUCCGCACCUGCUCCCACCUCUGGGAAGACUUUUGGUUUUGCAUGCGCGUCAAGGGUUACGUCGGUCCCAUGAAGGAGGAGGCUAUCAAGGAGCACUACCGGAGGAAGGAGCUCGAAAAGUAUGGUGGCAAGCCGAACAGCGAGGAUGUCUGGGUGAGCAGGGACGAGAAAGUGCCUCCCGGCACAGCCUUCAAGGAACCUUUUGUCCCGGAUAACAUGUCGGACGAGGAGUGGCAGCUCAUGGAAAUUGAGAGGCGGAAGGAGAUCAGGCGCGAGCUGGGCAUAGAAUAG